AUGCACGAAAAUGAAGAUGCGAAUUUAUCAACAGCAACAACCGCAACGAAUUUCAAUAAUUCUUCGUAUCAUUCAUUCCACAACAGCGGCAAGCGACAAGACAUCAUAACCAUCGCAAAUUUAAAAGGAAAUCGAAAAGUUUUAUUGGAUUUACGUUUAAUAACUUUAUUCGGGGUAUUUGCCUGUACAACAUUGAUUUAUAAAAUGGUUAUUGUUAUGCCCUAUUCCAAUAUGGAAAAUGCUGUAAAUUUCAAAGGAUUUCUGGAAGACAGCUAUCGUAAUGCUGUUGUCUGGGCCAAGGAACAUGAAGUGUUGCACAUACUACAGCCCAUUGCAUGUGGCUUACUUGUUGCCAUAUUUGGUUACAGUUUAAUAUAUUUGGAUAGCAAUGUUCCGGGUGUUAAUCCUCCCUCACCAUUUUCACCAAGGAAAAGAGUCUAUUACCAUCAACAAAAAAGUAGUAUUCAUUUGGGUUAUUUAACCGCCCUGGCAGCCGGCCUGGUCAUUGCAGUUCUCAUGUAUUUAGAUAUUUAA
Molecule: messenger RNA, 534 nt
Organism: Musca vetustissima
Lineage: Eukaryota; Metazoa; Arthropoda; Insecta; Diptera; Muscidae
Exons: 3
Coding region: 1-534 (177 amino acids)
Source: RefSeq, a predicted model, not a curated record